Esox lucius (northern pike) is the source of this 2150-nucleotide messenger RNA. It is a transcript of the gene arid5a, whose product is annotated as AT rich interactive domain 5A (MRF1-like). Bases 140 to 1954 code for a protein of 604 amino acids. The record is from RefSeq and is a predicted model, not a curated record. Lineage: Eukaryota; Metazoa; Chordata; Actinopteri; Esociformes; Esocidae. Gene Ontology annotation, molecular function: transcription cis-regulatory region binding. Gene Ontology annotation, biological process: regulation of transcription by RNA polymerase II. Gene Ontology annotation, cellular component: nucleus. The transcript has 7 exons.
ACACAUGCUAGCUUAAUAGAACGCCCCAAUGAUAACGUUGAGAUAACGUCUUGCUUGGAGCGGUGUGCGAAAUUACAGAAUCUUCUUCUCUAAGGCUGAAGCAAAGUUAACAAUCGUCGGGAGUCAAAGGAUUAUUGCAAUGAGUGAACGGGACACCGGUGAGAAACCAGUCCGGGAGGAGGAGAGAGGUGUGGAGGGGACACUGAACCGGAAUUCUGCAGGGAUGGAGAUUUCUGACUCUGCCAGUGAAUGUGAAGACAGGCCCAGCUCUAGCCCAAUGGAGGAAAGGUCAUUCGUAGCCCGCUUGCAUUGUUACAUGAAGGAUAGAGGCACGCCUAUCGAGAGGAUUCCACACCUGGGGUUUAAGCAGAUUAAUUUGUGGAAAAUCUACAAAGCUGUUGAGAAGCUUGGCGGUUACGACUCUGUGACCGCACGACGACUGUGGAAGAAUGUGUAUGAUGAGCUGGGUGGCAGCCCAGGCAGCACCAGCGCCGCCACCUGCACCCGCAGACAUUAUGAGAGGCUUGUGCUACCCUUUGAGAGACAGUUACGGGGGGAGGAGGACAAACCUCUGCCUCCGAGCAAACCACGCAAGCAAUACAAGAGGAGCUCGGAGAGCAAGGGCAGCAAGUCUGAGGGUAAGAGGAAGAGACCCCACCUGGAAAAGGAGACAGACUCUGAGGGCCAGGUACAUUCGACAUCAUCGUCUCCAUGGACCGCUCUAUCUGAAAGGCUCCACCCAGAUUGUCCUCCACCAAUCAGUGAGAACACCGCCGGUGAUGACCUCUCAGCAUUCUCUUCGUCCCAGCCAGCGCAGGGCCCUACUUCGUCCUCCUGGAGAGGAGUUCAUGUUCAGUCUUCCACUGCCACAGACAUAAUAUCCCCUCUAGAGAAGAAGAAACGUAUGGCACAGGCCAGCCUUAGCCAAUCCCAGGAAUCCAGCCUUAGCCAAUCCAAGAACUCCAAGAGUCCCAAACAGGAGGACUGUAAGGGCAGGCCCUCUGUGAUUCAGUGCUCUGAUUCCCCGGGUCUGCUUCAUCCACGCCGGACACGCGCCACCUCUGAGGGAUCCCCUCAGCCUCCGUCCUCCUCCUCUUCCCGUAGCCCGUCCCCCUACUCCAUCUCCUCUGAGGACUGUCAGGCACUAACUGAAGACAGGCCCCCUGUACCAAAACCAGAAAUACCCCUUAAUUUUUCCAUCAACCCUAUGCCUUCCCGCAGUGGGGUCCACAAGCCGCAAAGCUGCAGCCCUGAUGUCAAGGAAUAUGUUAACUUAGCUGGAGGACAUAGGGAUUUCUCUCAGGUCAGCCCUCUACAAAGUGACACAGUCUAUAUUAAAGGACAGAGUAAAAACUCUUUAUGGAGCCCUGUCUGCAACGCGAGCAGACGUCAAACUCACCAAAUACCCCCACCAAUGUCCUGCAAAGUUAGGUCUUGCUUGAUUCCAUCUACCUCCAGUUUCACCAAAGUAUAUCCCAAAUCUAUGGAGCCUUUGCGGCCUAUACCCUUUCAGCCAGGUUACACAUUGCAUCAAAACCCAAACAGAUCCAUGUUACAUGAUGACAGUCUGAUAUAUACGAAAAAACUACACAUGGUUCCUGAACAUUAUCAGACAGAGAAAAAGGAGAAGUCCAGGACAGUGUUGCCCAAGCCACUUCCAACUCAACCACCAGUUUUUCACUCUAAUGCAAGCAUUCCAGUUUCCUACCUGGUUCCAGCCUGUGAUAAGACAAGGGGAGACUCUGGGCAGAAAACACCUGUAAACCCUGUAUUUCUACCUACCUACAUAAGACUGCCUCAGUCCCAGACAAACCCUAUGUUCCGCCAUGCCUCAAUGGGACCCACUCUUGCUUCCCCUUAUGAGCCAACUCUAAUCUCCUAUCCUUACCGCAUUCCUAUGUGGAAUUCUGGAUACAGCAACACUGGUGUGUAUUACCCAUAUUCUAGGCUAUGAAUGCUUGACUUGCCUCUCAGCUGUAUUCCAAUUAUCAAGAACGUUGUGUGUUGUGAUUGUUACGCUGAGAUGGGCUCCCCUCUGUGGCAAAUGACAGAACUGCACAGAUACAGUGGUUGUUCUGUGAGUGCCUAAUGUAGCCUUUAGGUUUACAGCUUUCUAUGUAUUUUAUUGGUAAAAUUUGAUUUUACAUGGA